AUGAAGUCUGCUGCUGACCAACUUUCUGACAGUCUCCAAGCCUGCGUCAACUUCUGGUAUAUUUUGGAUGGUAGUGGAAUGAAACAAACGCCGGAACAAGAUGAACGACUUGUGAAUGUUAUCAAGAAUGCGAUCGCCGACAACACAAUCAAAUCAACCUCAAAGUUCCCAAUAGUGCGAUUUGUAUACUCCAAUUCUACUGCUGCAGACGUCGCCAAAUGGAAAUCACUCUUGGAUGAGGCCGAGGAAGAGUCAAGGAUCGCAGAUCUAGUUGACGAACCUGCUGAUUACUUUGACACGACGGAGCCAAAUUUCUUUAAUUAUCUAUCGGAGCUACAAGUUGAAACGUUGGAAGAAGCGUUCGUGAAAAACCCUCAUCCAACCUUGGAUGAAGCAACAGCCAUCGCGAAUAACAUUGAUCUUUGUGCCGACGAGGUCCUCGGUUGGUUUAAUGCGCACCGAUACGAAAAAAGUUACCCGUCACUUAUUUCUGAAGAUGUGACAAAAGAUGCGAAGCGGUCUGGAGAUGUGAAGCUGUUGGAUAACAGAACGACUGACUUACGAAAAAGAAAGAUCAGUGUCAGUCCGACCUUCCAACGCCCGUUGCAAAAGGUUCCAAAGUCUUCUCCUUCUAACCAACGCAUUCAGGCUUCCUCUAUUAUCCAAUCGACUCCGUUUCCCAGUGAUGAGUGUAAACUAGGAGAACCAGACAAGAACUUUGAUAAAAGUUACACUGCAUCUUUCAAACCGACCCCAGUGGAAAAUGAGGUUAUGUGCAAGCUGAUACUUGAUUUAACCAAGGAGAAUCAAAGUCUGAAAUCACAAUUAAAGGAAGGUGUGGAGAAAGAGAAGGCAAAAGAUGAAGAGAUCGGCAAAUUGAGAGCCGACGGUUUAUUUCUUGAAAUGCUCGAAAUGGGUAAAACACUGAAAACGCUGAUAGAGUCAGAAUCUGUGAAAAGUGCUCAAUUAGAGUCGAUGGAGAAGAACUACGCUCAACUAGAAAACAUCUCAUCCAAUCGGACACAACGAUUGGAAAAGAAAAUAGCGAAUCUUGAAGUCAAAAACAGAGAGUUAGAGUUGAAGCCCAAACCAGAAGACUAUGCGAAAUUGGAGAUGAAGGCAAAGAAAGCAGAGCGUAGUUUGGAGGACAUAAAGUAUCAAAUGAAUCUCAAGGAUGAGAGAAUCAAGGAGUUAGAGCAGAUUUUGCACCUGGAUUCCAUCGAUAACGGCAAGGAUAACACGCUCGAAUUCCAACUGGCUAAAAAAACCGAGACGAUCAUUAAACUCACUCGCGAAAUCAACUGUACUCUUAAGCCUGAAAUCAAGUUCCUGAAGGAAGAAGUCGCGGAAUAUAACAAAACAUUAAAAGAGGUUAAUGUCAAACGAUUUGAGGCGACUCAAGAGAGCCGGGACCUAAAAAUUCAGAAUAAGAUGAUGCUGAACACUAUUUUCGGUCUCCGUGCGAAGUGUGAAGAUCCGAAGGGAAUUAAGGCAAUUUGCGAGAAAUUGAAUAAAGAACGUCUGGAGAUUUUGGGGGUUGAAGAAAAGCUUCAUGGAGAAAUCGACGAGUUGAAGGAGUCUAUUGAAUACCUACAAGAAAAGAAGGUGGACCUUCAGGAGGUUAUAAGCGAUUUACAUAAGGACAACGUCGAUAAAGUGAUCAACGGAAAAGAAUCCAUUCCUGUCGAGUUCCCGUGCGCCCACUGCAAAUCCCUUGCUACAGAAUACGCUAAGGCCGGCACUCAGCCAAGCGACGAAGGAUCCGAGAUCAAGUUCGAUGCCACCGUCCACGAAAAAGUUUCUUCCAAGUUCGAGGUCCGCGGAGACCCAACCAUCAAGCUUUUACGCAAAGUAACGCCACAAGAAAACAACGGAGGACGUGAUCACGACUCCGCACCAGUUGCCAAACCACUUUCUGACGCAGAUGCCGUGAAAGAGCUCCUAGCAUCCGCCGAUGUUGUUGCCUGA
This is a messenger RNA of Caenorhabditis remanei, 1968 nucleotides long. RefSeq lists its product as uncharacterized. The record is from RefSeq and is a predicted model, not a curated record. Gene Ontology annotation, cellular component: endoplasmic reticulum. Lineage: Eukaryota; Metazoa; Nematoda; Chromadorea; Rhabditida; Rhabditidae. Bases 1 to 1968 code for a protein of 655 amino acids. Gene Ontology annotation, biological process: protein folding; response to endoplasmic reticulum stress. The transcript is spliced from 5 exons. Gene Ontology annotation, molecular function: DNA binding; protein disulfide isomerase activity.